Molecule: messenger RNA, 753 nt
Organism: Eurytemora carolleeae
Lineage: Eukaryota; Metazoa; Arthropoda; Copepoda; Calanoida; Temoridae
Exons: 5
Coding region: 13-753 (246 amino acids)
Source: RefSeq, a predicted model, not a curated record
UUUGCAGAAAGAAUGUCCACAACUGAGCCCCCAAGAGGGCGGGGAAGAGGGCGCGGAAGAGGGCGUACCCUGAAGGUCACUGAAUCCACAAAUCCAGGAGUGGGACGGGGAACGGGCCGAGGACGGAGUAAGAUGAAUUGGUCUGGAGAUAUCGCUGGAACCCAACCUCGUCCCAACUCCAACCAAAUUUCGAUAUCCAACCCUAAUCCUGAGGUUUCGGAACCUGACUCCCAGUUCUCUGACACAAGUUUGGUCCUGUAUCCGGGUCCAAUCUCUGCUCCUAGUAUUGUAAAACCUGGUCUCCGAGUUGAGAUGAGUCUCGCGGAGAAAGAAGUUUCUUCAAACAUUCGGAAAAUUAUACAAGACAAGAAAGGGACCUCCAGUUCUGUGCUUCAAAAGCAUUUCUCUAUGUCCUCUAAUCCAUACCUCUCAGCACUAACAAUUGCAUCGAAGAACUUCGAAAUGAGCAAAUUCAGGGAAAAUUCAGUCACAGCAACAGUUAUUGUAGAGUUUGAAAAAUGGCUAAAAACUAAGUGCAAGGAUGACCUGUCAGCUACUGGAGAUCAGCUAACACUGGAAGAGAAGGACUUUGCCUUCUUCACCUUCUCCAUGUACACCAACCUUGCUGUUAUAGCCUCGGCGUUCAGGGUGUUCGAUAUUCAGGUUAGGUACAGAGAUCACGUAGCAGGUCCUAUAGCCAACCCCCCCUCCCCCCCCACACACACACACAUUCACAUACAGGCUCUCAAAUAA